Messenger RNA from Dama dama (fallow deer), 4677 nucleotides. It is a transcript of the gene MPP2, whose product is annotated as MAGUK p55 scaffold protein 2. The coding region runs from base 50 to 1759 and encodes 569 amino acids. The record is from RefSeq and is a predicted model, not a curated record. Gene Ontology annotation, cellular component: cell-cell junction; plasma membrane. The transcript is spliced from 12 exons. Gene Ontology annotation, molecular function: protein binding. NCBI's taxonomy places the organism in Eukaryota, Metazoa, Chordata, Mammalia, Artiodactyla, Cervidae.
CCGCGGCGUGGAGGCUACUCCACAGCCCCGGUCGCGGAGGGGGUCAGCCAUGGCCGGCAGCCCAGGGAGCGGGGCCUCUUUGGAGGGUAUAUCCCUGGGCUCCUCUGAGGAAGCUGAGCUCCGGAGGGAAGCCAUGCAGCAAGUCCUGGACAACCUGGGAUCUCUCCCCAAUGCCACGGGAGCGGCCGAACUGGACCUGAUCUUCCUUCGAGGCAUUAUGGAAAGUCCUAUAGUGAGAUCCCUGGCCAAGGCCCAUGAGCGGCUGGAGGAGACAAAGCUGGAGGCAGUGCGGGACAACAACUUGGAGCUGGUGCAGGAAAUCCUACGGGACCUGGCGCAGCUGGCGGAGCAGAGCAGCACCGCGGCCGAGCUGGCCCGCAUCCUCCAGGAGCCCCACUUCCAGUCCCUGCUGGAGACACACGACUCUGUGGCCUCAAAGACCUAUGAGACACCACCCCCUAGCCCUGGCCUGGACCCCACGUUCAGCAACCAGCCUGUGCCUCCCGACGCUGUGCGCAUGGUGGGCAUCCGCAAGACAGCUGGAGAGCAUCUGGGCGUGACAUUCCGCGUGGAAGGUGGCGAGUUGGUGAUCGCCCGCAUUCUGCAUGGGGGCAUGGUGGCCCAGCAAGGACUCCUACAUGUAGGCGACAUAAUCAAGGAGGUGAACGGGCAGCCGGUGGGCAGCGACCCCCGCGCGCUGCAGGAGCUCCUGCGCAGCGCCAGCGGCAGCGUCAUCCUCAAGAUCUUGCCCAGCUACCAGGAGCCCCAUCUGCCCCGCCAGGUAUUUGUGAAAUGCCACUUUGACUAUGACCCGACCCGAGACAGCCUGAUCCCCUGCAAGGAGGCAGGCCUGCGCUUCAGUGCUGGGGACCUGCUUCAGAUUGUAAACCAGGACGAUGCCAACUGGUGGCAGGCAUGCCAUGUAGAAGGGGGCAGCGCAGGGCUCAUCCCCAGCCAGCUGCUGGAAGAGAAGCGGAAAGCCUUUGUCAAGCGGGACCUGGAACUGACACCCACCUCAGGGACCCUAUGUGGCAGCCUUUCAGGAAAGAAAAAGAAGAGAAUGAUGUAUUUGACCACCAAGAAUGCAGAGUUUGACCGCCAUGAGCUGCUCAUUUACGAGGAGGUGGCCCGCAUGCCCCCCUUCCGCCGGAAAACCCUGGUGCUCAUCGGGGCUCAGGGCGUGGGUCGCCGCAGCCUGAAGAACAAACUCAUCAUGUGGGAUCCAGAUCGCUACGGCACCACAGUGCCCUACACGUCCCGGAGGCCCAAGGACUCAGAACGGGAAGGCCAGGGUUACAGCUUUGUGUCCCGUGCGGAGAUGGAGGCCGACAUCCGUGCUGGGCGAUACCUGGAACAUGGUGAAUACGAGGGCAACCUGUACGGCACACGUAUCGACUCCAUCCGGGGCGUGGUGGCUGCUGGCCGGGUGUGCGUGCUGGAUGUCAACCCCCAGGCAGUGAAGGUGCUGAGAACAGCUGAGUUUGUCCCUUACGUGGUGUUCAUCGAGGCCCCUGACUUCGAGACCCUGCGGGCCAUGAACCGGGCGGCGCUGGAGAGCGGGGUGUCCACCAAGCAGCUCACGGAGGCGGACCUGAGGCGGACAGUGGAGGAGAGCAGCCGCAUCCAGAGGGGCUACGGGCACUACUUCGACCUCUGCCUGGUCAACAGCAACCUGGAGAGGACCUUCCGUGAGCUCCAGGCCGCCAUGGAGAAGCUGCGCACCGAGCCCCAGUGGGUGCCUGUCAGCUGGGUGUAUUGAGCCUGUUCACCUGGACCUCGGCUCUCUGGGUCAUAACCAAACCCUGAAUCCGUCCCCUUCCCACCCGUGACCCCCCAGCCCCCAUCCUCAGCUCCCAUCCCUGGCGCUCUGACUCUUCCUGGGUCUCGGCCCUUCAUCUGGCUUCAGCGCAGAGGCUGUACUGCCAGGGAGGUGGGUGUUCGUGGGGUACCCCUGUGCCCAGGUGCUGCCCACUCCCUACGUCCAUUGGCCACCGGAUGUCCCUCUCUGGGGGCCAGACCUUGCCCAGGAGGGUGUCAGAGUCACCUCCAUAAUGCUCAGUCCAGAGGAGAGAAAAGCUGCUUUGGGACCACGUGGUCAUAGGUACACUGCCCGCCCCCCUCCCACCAGUCCCCUGUCCAAUCACUUUUCCUCCUCUGGACUGGCCCCGCCCUCUCCCCAUUCCUAGGCUCCUCCUACUUCUCACCUCUGCAGCCUAGGAGCAGGCCUUAGGCUGGUUCCCUGUGACCAGGGGGGUACAUGACUCCCUGGCAACCAGGCAGGCCUGGGCGGUGGUGCCACCUUGGUGCCAUCCCAGAGGUUGGAGGAGCCAAAACACCAGCUAGCUGCCACAGCCAGGGAGCCGUGCGGCUCUCAGCCCCCCGCCGAACGGGGCUGGGUCCCUGCCCUUCCCUCAUCCACAGCUUUUCACUGCCGAAGUCUCUCCACGGACUUCUCCAAGGUGACCCUGACAGGGCAGCUCUUGCUCCCCGCAGGGCAAGGCUGGCAGGGGCCCUGGGCUCAGCCCAGGCUGGGAUGGGUUGGAGGCCAAGCCCCGUGAGGAGAGGAGCCUGCAACUUCUGACGAGAGAACUCCCAGCCCUCCGUGGCCUGUGGUGGGGGUAUGUCUGAGCUCCCUGUCCGUAGUUGUUGUCCGUUUUGGUCUCUCUGGCCGGGUCCAGGUGACAUGAGCGCUGCCUGAGGGCUGAGGCCAGGUGAGGGCCGGGCCGUGAGGUGUGGGCUCGGAGGACAUUUGUGCCCCAGCAGGCUCCCCGCGUGACUCCAGGGGGCGCCAUUCGCCCUGAAGUCUGCACAGUUUCCGUUUCCCCUUGCGGCGGUGCCUGGUCUGUUUCUGCCACUGGUGUGUGUGUGUGUGUCAGGCUUCGUUUUGGGAGAGGGAGAAGCAAAAGGUAGUUUUGCUUUGGAGGUUACUCUCUGGGGGCCCUCUUUUUUCAGCCCCCAUUUCUUAUGAGACCCUUAUCCCAGAUUCCAGAGGCUUGGCCCUCCCCGGCUGUCUUCCUCCAACUCUCCUAUUGUCUCCUGACCCUAAAUGCCUGCCCUCAGUCCUCGGGGAGGGCGAAGGUGUAAAAUUAGAAUCCCUUUUAAGAAAAGAAUGCUGUCCUCGACUUCCCUAGGCAUCUCAUCCCUCAUCCUUCUCUGUGACCUUUCCUGGGGUGAACCUGUCCUUGUAGGGGACCUCCCCCACUACCCCUACCCCCAGCCUUUGUGCUCCCCAGUUCUUCUGAGUGUCUAGUCUGUCUUCGCUGCAGUGUCAGCCCAAGCUGGCCCCUGAACCACUGUGUGCCCAUUUCUUAGGGAAGGGGAGGGAGAAGAAACAGAAUAUUUAUUACAAAGUUAGAAAUAUAUUUAUUAUAUUAGGGAUCUCAUUUGCAUUUGCCUAGGUAUACAAGUGAGAUGUGACAGUCAAGCCUGCUCCCAUCUCAUUUGCAUAGCUCUGCAUCCACUAUGCACCUCUACUUUCCUCUUUUCCCUUUAGUCAACGUUCUUUUAAUUUAUCCUUCAUUCAGCUCUCCCUUGCUUCACCCUCACCCUUAGCCCAAGGAGACUGGGAGUGGGAGGAAAAUGGGUGUUCUCCUGCUGGCCCGGGGCCAUGGUGUCCUUUGUCCAUCCAUCCCCACCUCACCCAGAAGACUUGGGAAUAGAGGCAGCCACCCCCUUCCCUUUGGUUACGCUCCAGAGCGCCCUGGUUAGAAGACCAUCCUCUUGGAUGGGAAUGGGCGCUAAACAUCUUGCUGAGGAGUUGGUACCUGGUUCUUCAGGGUGAAUCUCCAUGUUCACCUCUGGUGAUGCCCGAGGGCCAGGGCUGGGCCCCUCCUUUCCUGUCUCCAUCCCUCUCUGAACAGCAUCCUUCCUCCCCUGCCUCAGCCCCGCUUGAGGGACCAGGGCUGGGUUGGAACAGGUGUGUGUGCUCAUCCUCCCUCCUCCCACUGUGGACACUUCUAUUGAGGAACCUCAGGAUAAUGAGGGCCCUGUCCCCCUGUCCACACCCAGUCCCAGACCAGCUGUCCUUCCCCCGUCCCAUCCCUCAGCCAUCUAAUUCCCGAGCUUUCUCUCUGACUGGUUUUCUUUCCUUUGAUUAAAUGUGAAAGCAAAGGUUCUGGGCUCUGUUUGUCUUUUGUUGGGAUCGAGUGGAUGGCUUCGGGAAAGGUGUAGAGUCGGGGGAGCACAGCAUAGAUGAUUCUGGGAUGGAAGCUGGAGUGACAGGUCUUGUGUUCUGUGAUGUCCCACUGUUCCACACUCCCCAGCCCUGGAAGAUGCUCUGGUUGAAGGCUUGUAUCCAGGAGUCUAUGAGCAUCCAUGGGGGCCGGGGAACCCAGGGAACCCAUAGCUAAUCCACUCAGCUUUACCCAGAACUUGCUGUGUGGUCUUAGGCAGGUUCCUCUCCUUCUCUGGACCUCAGGUUCAUCCUCUGUAAGGUGUCGUGGCUUCUCCUGGGGUGAUGCUAGGAUUGGUUCUAGGUGCUGAGCAGCAGGGGCCAUAGAGAGUGGUUGAAAUGUCACCCCAAUGUCUCCAUGGGUGUGUGGUUGAGGGGUCCACCUUCCUUCCCACCUGAGUUCCUCAGGGGAUCCUAGGAUGCUCACUGAACAUUCUCAAGAAGGGCUUUGGCUGUUCCCUUCUAUGACGACCAAAUGUUGGGCUGGCUGCCUUCCUUUGAUUUCU